AUGUCGACACUCUCAUCCGACGGCCUUCAGGCACUGCUCAAAGGGGUGGGCGUGCAAGGUCCAAUCCCGCCCUUUCCAUUGGCUGAUACAAAGAACAGCCCAGUCGACAUAUACAUAUCAUAUCUCGCGGAGACGGUCACUCAACUCACGGGAUGUGAACCCUCCGUCGCCUACGAGUCCAUUCAAUGGGCGAACGAUGUGGGAGACCUUGUGGUGGUCGUGCCGCGGCUACGACUCCCGGACGUCGAUCCUCGAGUGCUUGCCGAAGAACUUCAGUACAACUUCCCCGACACGCCGCUUUAUGCAGCCCCGUUUAGCGAUGCAUACAAUCUGCGCUUCUUCUUUGACAGCCGCACCCUGGCUGCUAUUGUUCUGCCUUAUAUCAUCGACCGUGGAAAUCUCUAUGGGGAAGAUGCGGGUGUCGGGCUGCAUAGCCCUGGCUCUCCGGACGGUGGGCGGCGGAAGGUCGUGGUUGAAUUCUCAUCACCGAACCUCGGUCAAGAAUUUGAUGGCAAUCACUUACGGAGUACCAUCAUUGGGGCUUACGUUGCCUCAAUCUAUGAAGGCAUGGGGUGGGAUGUAUGCAGGAUGAGCUUUCUCGGCGAUUGGGGCAAGAAUAUCGGGCUGUUGGCGACCGGGUGGUUCAGAUUCGGCUCAGAAGAACUCUUUGCUGCCGACCCUCUCAGACACUUACUGGACAUCUACACUGAAAUUGGAGCACUCUUCAAGGCCGAGCAGAAAACUCCUGAGCAUGAUAAGGCGGAGAAGCGGGAAACUCCUAUUGCCGAGGAGAGAGAUGCAUUCUUCAAGAAAAUGGAAGAAGGCGAUCCCGAUGCACUGUCUCUGUGGCGACGGUUCAGAGAGGUCUGUGUUGUAAAGUAUGCUGAGCUCUACGCCCGUCUUCACAUUGAUUUCGACGAGUACUCCGGCGAGUCGCAAGUCACCCAUGAGACAACGGUCGAGGUUGAGUCGGCUCUCAAGGAGAACGGGGUAGAAGAGGAAGGGGAGGAGGCUUGGAUCAUCAACUUCAAAGGCCAUGGAUACAAAGGCCUUGGGACGCCUGUGGCACGACACCAGAAUGGCACGACAAGCUAUCUUCUGAGAGACAUCGCCGCCGUGCUGGAAAGGAGCAGGAAAUACUCCUUCGACAAGAUGAUAUACGUUGUCUCGGCCAAACAGGAUACGCAUUUCCAACAAGUCUUCAAAGCGUUGGAGUUGAUGGGCCACACAGAUCUCGCUGGUCGACUUCAGCAUGUCAGCUUCGGCAAAUCUCAGGGGUUAUCAUCCCAACCAGGCGCCGGUGGGACUUUGCUGGGUGACAUCCUGAACCAGUGUCAGAGCGCCGUCCUAGAGUUUCUCCACGCGCAUCCGGGCGACUUCUCCCAACAACCAAGCGAACAUACCACCGAACUCGCGGAUGGCUUGGGCACGACGACGCUCAUGGCGGAAGAGUUGUCUAUCAAGCGUACUAGCACCUUCGUCUUCGACCUGGCCAAGAUGGCCACUUACGACGGAUACACGGGGUUGACUUUGCAAUACUGGCUGGAUCGAGUCAAAGUCAAGCUGAAGGGGUCCAGUGUAGAUCGAGACAGACUUCCGACGGCAAACUACUCAAUGUUUGAAGAAGAGGCCUAUGGGCCGUUUGUCGAUGUGAUCCGGUUGUUGGUGCAAUUUCCCGGUGUCGUCAAGUCCUCAUUCCGGUUGCUGGAGUCUUCAGCCAUCCUCACCUAUUUGUUUCGUCUUGUCGAUCUCUUGGCUCUUGUGUGGACCCUGGAGGCGACGCAGGAAGAGGGAGAGGAAGAACUCGACGGGGAACAGAUUGACGGGCCAGCUGGCUCAUCAGGCAAUAAGCCGGCGAAAGAGGCCGUCGAGCAAGAGUCUCCAGCAGAAGACGGAUCAACUGAAACUGUUGACGAGGCCGGGGGUGUGCCACCCCCGGAUGCCAAUCCGGACGUACAGGGACAAGAAGUCCCUGUGGAAGAUGAAAACAAAGAGAUAGUAGAUGGCGACGACGGCGAAGAUGCAGCUCGAGGGGACGAGUUAGCCAAGAUGGCCCAGGAUGAGCACCAGGGACAAGGGGUGGAGCAGGAUGAGUCUCUCCGAGAUGAAGAGACCAAAGAAGGGAAGUCCAACGAUGAAUUGGAAGAGGACGAGCAUGAAGCAGGAUCACAAUUGAACAACGACUCAGACCAGGCUGAUCUGACGAAGCAACUAGACGAGCUCCAACUGGAUAGCGCCACCGAAUACACCAUAGGGCACGGUCAGGAGCAAGGAAACGAAGGAGAACAGGGGCCAUCUACAGGAAGUUGGGACAAGGGCAAACAACGAGCCCCAGACACAGAGCCCGAACUUUCCGAUCAGGAUAUUCUCAAGCUCGCUGUCUAUCAGUGCGUUCGCCAUGUUCUGGAAAAUGGUAUGCAGAUGGCGGGCCUGGUUCCCAUGUCGAUGCGAACGUAA
Capronia coronata CBS 617.96 is the source of this 2457-nucleotide messenger RNA. RefSeq lists its product as uncharacterized. Gene Ontology annotation, molecular function: ATP binding; arginine-tRNA ligase activity. Lineage: Eukaryota; Fungi; Ascomycota; Eurotiomycetes; Chaetothyriales; Herpotrichiellaceae. The transcript is spliced from 2 exons. Gene Ontology annotation, biological process: arginyl-tRNA aminoacylation; mitochondrial translation. The record is from RefSeq and is a predicted model, not a curated record. Bases 1 to 2457 code for a protein of 818 amino acids. Gene Ontology annotation, cellular component: mitochondrion; cytoplasm.